AUGGAGUCGUGGAAGCUGGCCCGCGAGCAGAGUCAUCGCAAGGAGGGCGAGAGCCAGUACUACGGCAAGACCGAGGAGCACCUGGGGUCUUACAUUCAUCACUAUCAGGAGUUGCAUCCGGAUGUUCCUAUUGCUGAGGUCGCCCAGUCUCAGAUCGACGACACGGCGGUGGUGGCCAUCCAGGGGAAGAAGAAUGGCCGGUAUCCGUGUUUCGAUGGCUUGAUCACUCCUUCGAUCUCGUACACACAGCUUCGGGCUACCAACCAGAGCCAGUUAGAGAGUACGGGGCGUUCACAGACUCCCUUAGCCCGCCAGCAUGCUGCAUAUAAGGAGUUUGUCGAGCAUAGGAAUCUCGAGGUGCGGGAGUACUUGAAACGAGUGAAGGCAAACGAUGAUUACAACCGUCAGAUGAUGACGGCUAUGUUGGCGUCUUGGACUAACCGCACGGAUCCACCACAAAUGGGACCCCCACCACCACCUGCGGGAGAACCCCCACACGUGCCCACGUUCGAUGAAUGGGUGGCACUAGGCAGUGAUGAUCCGUGCACAGGCCACCGUCGCGAGGGCGCAAGGAUCCCGCCGGUGGAGACCUCUGCCUUGGCUGGGGUUGGGACGAGCAGCGGGAGUGAGCAGCAGGCGCAGGCAGUGGGCGCGGCGAACAACGAGCAAGCAGUGGGCGCGGCGGCGAGCAGCGAGCGCGGCAGUAGCGAGGCGUGGCGCGGUGGUAACAGUGGCCGCGGCGAGCAGCAGGCGCGGCGGCAGCGGAGAGCAGCGAGGCGUGGAGGCCGCGACGAGCAGCGGCUGUGGUGGCAGAGAGACGCGGCGGCAGCGGGCGCGACGAGCAGCGAGGCAUGGCGGCCGCGGCGAGAAGCGGGCGCGACGAGCAGCGGGCGCGGUGGCAGAGAGGUGCGACGGCCGGGGCGAGCAGCGGGCGCAGCGGCCGCGACGGCAGUGAGGCGCAACAGGUAG
This is a messenger RNA of Triticum urartu, 969 nucleotides long. Lineage: Eukaryota; Viridiplantae; Streptophyta; Magnoliopsida; Poales; Poaceae. The record is from RefSeq and is a predicted model, not a curated record.